Bufo gargarizans (Asiatic toad) is the source of this 1284-nucleotide messenger RNA. RefSeq names its product transmembrane protein 241 (gene SLC35D4). Gene Ontology annotation, molecular function: antiporter activity. The record is from RefSeq and is a predicted model, not a curated record. Lineage: Eukaryota; Metazoa; Chordata; Amphibia; Anura; Bufonidae. Gene Ontology annotation, cellular component: Golgi apparatus. The transcript has 15 exons. The coding region runs from base 148 to 1038 and encodes 296 amino acids.
GCGCGCUUAUUGGAGCGGCCCUUGGUAAACGUGGAGCUGUCAUGGCGGCCCGCAGCUGAUCCACUUCCUGUGCCGGUGCGGGGUACGGCAGCGGGCUGAGGGUCAGGCGCGGGCUGCGCACUGCACUGACGUGUAAUGCGGUGACAGAUGUAUUUUAGGGGGCCCGCCGUGGGGCUCGCCUUCUGCUCUUUGUAUUUGGCCUUCUACUUUACCAACAAGUAUGUUCUGUCUGUUCUGAAAUUCACCUACCCUACCCUUUUUCAAGGGUGGCAGACCUUAGUGGGUGGUAUCUUUCUUCACAUAUGUUGGAAGCUAGGCUGGGUGGAGAUCAAUUGCAGCUCCAGGGCUGACGUUGUGGCAUGGCUUCCAGCAUCCGCAUUCUUUGUGGGCAUUAUUUAUGCAGGUUCCAGAGCCCUGUCAAGGCUGACAAUUCCUGUAUUUUUGACAUUGCACAAUGCAUCUGAAGUUGUGACCUAUGUAGUCCAGAGAAUUUUCUUCAGAGAGCAGACUUCUUACAAGCGAUUGUCCAGUGUCACUCUAUUGCUCAUCUCGGCUGGAUGCCUUCCAAUACACGACCAACAGUUUGAUGCAGACGGUUAUUUCUGGGCUGUCAUUCACCUGGUUUGCUCAGGAUGUUACAAAGCAUUCCAGAGAUCUCAGAAGUCAAGUUUACUGAGUGACAUUGAUCAGCAAUAUAUAAACUAUUUCUUCAGUGUUUUAUUUUUGGCCUUUGCUUCACACCCCACUGGAGACCUCAUUAGUGCAUUGGAAUUUCCCUUCCUCUAUGUCCAUACAUUUCACAGUGGAUGUUGUGCCAGUGGAAUUUUUGGGUUCCUGCUGAUGCUUCUGUCUUUGAAGUUACGGAGUAGUCUGUCUCCUGCAUACCAUCUUUCAUGGGGUUUCCUUGCUAAGGUUCUUACAGCGGUUAUAUCCCUGUUUGUAUUUGAAAUAACCUUGAACGUUCCUCUGGCUAUAUGUUUCCUGACGUGUGUUCUUGGCGAGGCUCUUCUUGUGUAUACAGAGAAGAUGGGUGGAUGAAAAGAUAGUCAUGUACAUUUUUUUGUCAGAAUUGGAUUUUCCAUGAUGCCAUCAAGCAAGCCAGAACUUUUAUUGAUUAUCUGAUGAUGGUCUCACAACAUGUUCUUAUGCACUAUUUACUGUGUUCAAGGGAUGUUAGAUGCAGCUGACUAUUGCAAGAAAAAGAAUUAGAGGGAGAAUAUACAUGACUACAACUGUGCAAAAUUAUUAUGCAAGUGACAUAUUAAUACGAUUUCUGUAAAAUUA